Molecule: messenger RNA, 501 nt
Organism: Biomphalaria glabrata
Lineage: Eukaryota; Metazoa; Mollusca; Gastropoda; Planorbidae
Product: histidine-rich glycoprotein-like
Exons: 1
Coding region: 1-501 (166 amino acids)
Source: RefSeq, a predicted model, not a curated record
AUGUCUUGCUUUCAUCUACCAAACACACAUUUACCCAUCAAACAUCCGCCCACCUCACAUCCACCCACCACAUAUUCAUCCACCACUCAUCCAUCCACCACACGUCUAUCCCCCACAAAUCUACUCAUCCACCACCACACAUCCACCACCACACAUUCACCACCACACAUUCACCACCACACAUUCACCACCACACAUUCACCACCACACAUCCACCACCACACAUUCACCACCACACAUUCACCACCACACAUUCACCACCACACAUUCACCACCACACAUUCACCACCACACAUUCACCACCACACAUUCACCACCACACAUUCACCACCACACAUUCACCACCACACAUUCACCACCACACAUUCACCACCACACAUUCACCACCACACAUUCACCACCACACAUUCACCACCACACAUUCACCACCACACAUUCACCACCACACAUUCACCACCACACAUCCACCCACCACACAUCAACUCAAGGAUAAAACUCUAA